Messenger RNA from Prunus armeniaca (apricot), 936 nucleotides. NCBI's taxonomy places the organism in Eukaryota, Viridiplantae, Streptophyta, Magnoliopsida, Rosales, Rosaceae. The record is from the annotation of a GenBank genome assembly.
AUGAAGGGUGAUUUUCAUUAUGGGUCGAUUUCAAAAUCUUCGAAUCUUCUGUCAGACGUUGAGAAAACCAUGGCCAUGGCCUUGAGAAGCUGCUGCGGCAACCCACUUCAUGGGUCUGGAAUUGGAUUUGAUGGGUGGUUGGUUCCUAAGAGGGGCGUGGUCAGGAAGAUAAACCGAAGGGCUUCAUCAUCAUUAUCUUCUUCUUCUUCUUCCUUGGAUAUGUUGGCUGAAGUUGCAACCCAACAAUUGAUGGAGUUGGAGGGUGGGAAUGGACUCACAACCAAGUGGGUUUCUGACGAAAAAACUGUUAUUGCAGAAUUCAUCAGUUUCUGUGCUAAAAAGAAAAUGUCAGAGUUGAAAACAUUCCCCUUCAGUGACAUUAACAUACCCAAAAAGAAAAGGUCAAGUAUGAGGAGGACUCAAAUAAGGAUUUUGCCACAUGCUUCUCAUGAUUCUGUCCAAAGUGUACGUUGUAUGAACAUGAAAAGGAAGAGGAUUUCUUCUCAUUCUGGGAGUGAUCGUCAAGACUACAACAAUGAAGCAUUAGUGCAAAAGAAACAAAAGCUGGUUCAUGUGCAAAGUAGUGCAGAUUUGAAGUUACCAUCAUCACCGAAACCAAAGAUGCCUCAAGACAUGAAAAACAUGAUUAGUCGCAGUGGUGGUGGACACCUCAAAUUGUUUUCCAUACCGAUGAAGCAGGUUAAAGAGGAUUUUCUUAGCGAAAAGGAUCAGACUGAGUUGAAGCUACGUUCUGGUCACAAUGAGAGAGUGCAGCUCUGGUCAAUGAGUCGUAAAUCCCAACUUCGCUUUGCGCUUGUUAAGGUUAGCACGACAAAACCAGAAGUGCAGCAAUGUGGACAUGGUGCAAGCACCUGUAGCAGUAGCCAAAGUGGACAAACGGGCUCCUUCAUUUCUUGUAUUAGCCAAGACUGUUAG